Molecule: messenger RNA, 702 nt
Organism: Suncus etruscus (white-toothed pygmy shrew)
Lineage: Eukaryota; Metazoa; Chordata; Mammalia; Eulipotyphla; Soricidae
Product: 40S ribosomal protein S9-like
Biological process (GO): translation; positive regulation of translational fidelity
Cellular component (GO): cytosolic small ribosomal subunit
Molecular function (GO): structural constituent of ribosome; rRNA binding
Source: RefSeq, a predicted model, not a curated record
AUGAAGCAUGACUUUGUCACUGAUGAGGCUCACAUGAACUCCCAUGGGAGAUGCUCCAGGAACAAAGUCCAGAAAAAAGUCCCAGAGAAGAGCAUCAUCUCUGCAAUUAGGAACCCUUAUCGCAGGAUUUUACUUGGCAAAAAUGUGAUCAGCAAUAAGCAUGAGGUCUGGAGGGUCAAGUUCUUGCUGGCCAAGAUCCACAAGGCCACCUUGGAGUUGCUGACGAUGGAGAAGAAGGACCUUGUGCCCCUCUUGGCAGGCAAUGCCCUGUUGUGGCAGCUGAUCUGCAUUGGCAUGAUGGGCGAGGACAAGAUGAAGCUGGAUUACAUGUUGGGCCUCAAGAUUGAGGAUUUCUUGAAGUGCCACCUGCAGACGCAGGUUUUCAAGCUGGGCCUGGCCAAGUCCAUCCACCAUGCUCGCGUGCUCAUCCACCAGUGCCACAUCAGGGUCCACAAACAGGUCGUGAACAUUCCCUCCUUCAUUUUCUGCCUGGACUCGCAGAAGCACAUUGACUCUUGCUCUGCUCCUUAUGGGGGUGGACACUUGGGCCUUGUAAAGAGGAAGAAUGCCAAGAAGGGCCAGGGAGGGACUGGAGCUGGUGGUGACAAGGAGGAAUGUGCCCACUGCCUCCUGACUGGUUGGGAGUGUCUAGUUUCUAUCCAGAAAAUAAAAAAGACCAACACUUUGGAAUUGUUCUCCUGA